AUGUCAUCGUGGAUCUUCGUUAGCGAAGAUAACAUACGUGGCAGAAAUCAAAAAGGAGUCUCGCUAUGGGCUCGUGUGCACAAUCUGUAUCACGAACACCAAGCAGAAAAGCCAGAUGAGCUGAACGAAAGAAAUAUCGAAUCAAUGAAAGGUCGUUGGAAACGGCUUAAUGAAAAUGCAAACAAGUGGGUGGCUGCUUACAAGGAAGCGUGUGUUCGGAAAAUGAGUGGAAUGACCGACAAGGAUGUUGAGAACGAAGCUCAUAGAAUUUAUGAAGCAGGUGGUAGCAAGUUUCAGGAUUCGAUUUUCUUCAAUGAAGUUAUGUGUAAACAUCCAAAGUGGGAGUUGAUACCGCUUCAGGAUAAAACUCGUUUUCGUCCUGAAGAUGAAGAGGGUAAUGACGAAGAAAGUGGUGGAAGCACCAAAAGAUCAAGGACUUCCGAAGAUGCAGAGUAUCCUAGGCCUUCCUAUCAAGAAACUCCAAGUACCGGAUGUUCCACUCCUUCCCGUCCUAUUGGUAGAGAUAAGGCGGAAAAGAAAGGAAAAGGUAAGAUGCCACAAUCUGAUUUCUCUAAUGAAUUUGUUGCAGAAAUUCGUGCAUUGAGACUUUCCAGGGACAACGAAACGGAGGCAAUGAAGAGUGUGUCUAAUGCUAAAAUGGAAUUAGAGCGUGAAAAGUUGCAGGCCUCAAGGAUGAAGAUGAAAGAAAAAAUGUUGAAUACCUUGUUAGCAAAAGAACAUUUGUCUCCAGCAGAUGAGGAGACAAAACGCAAGCUUAUGGCAAUUGUAUUUGGAGAAUGA
Molecule: messenger RNA, 801 nt
Organism: Striga hermonthica
Lineage: Eukaryota; Viridiplantae; Streptophyta; Magnoliopsida; Lamiales; Orobanchaceae
Source: the annotation of a GenBank genome assembly